UAUAAUGAAUAUAAACACCAUCGAUGAUUUCAAUACUAAACAGUCAUUUCUCAGGCUGCUGUUGGAGAGAGUCAAUCCUGCCAGUUGGUCAAACCUUCUCUCUCGAAUUUUCUGCAGCUGCGUGAGGAAAUUAACAAUGGCGUCCGGUGCAAAAGUUCACUUGUUUGAGGAAGUUGUGAAGCAUAAUAAGACUAAGGAUUGUUGGCUCGUUAUCAGUGGAAAGGUUUAUGAUGUGACUCCAUUCAUGGAUGAUCAUCCUGGAGGUGAUGAAGUUCUACUAGCAGCUACAGGUAAAGACGCAACCAAUGACUUUGAGGAUAUUGGGCACAGCGAUGAAGCUCACAAGAUGAUGGACCAGUACUACAUCGGGGAGAUAGACCCGGCAACAGUUCCCUUGAAACGCACUUACCCCCCUCCGUCACACGUUGCUUACAAUGCGAACAAGACAUCCGAGUUUGGGAUCAAGAUCCUGCAGUUCCUCGUGCCUCUCUUGAUUUUGGGUCUGGCCUUUGCUGUCCGACAUUACACCAAAGAGAAGUUGUCUUAAGCGACACACCGUUGCUUCUUAGCUCCUCUUGCCCAAGGAGGAUGUGAACUUUAACAUACUCUCUGUAUUUCAGUUGAAUAUUUUUGAGUUUGAAUGUGUUUUUUAACAAUGAAUAAAUUCAAUCUAAUUGAAUAUAUUUUGCAA
This is a messenger RNA of Salvia hispanica, 691 nucleotides long. Its product is annotated as cytochrome b5-like. Gene Ontology annotation, molecular function: heme binding. Gene Ontology annotation, cellular component: membrane; intracellular membrane-bounded organelle. The record is from RefSeq and is a predicted model, not a curated record. Lineage: Eukaryota; Viridiplantae; Streptophyta; Magnoliopsida; Lamiales; Lamiaceae.